AUGUCCAAAAUAUUUUUGUAUGCAGGUGUUGGUAUCAUCUUUAUAUUUGUAUUUGUUUGCAUUUAUUUUGGAUACUGUGGAAUCCAAAGAAGACAAAUCAUCAAACGUAGAGAAAAAUUCUUCCAACAAAAUGGAGUUUCACUAUUGCAGCAACAAAUUGCUUCUCGUAGAGGUGUCACAGAUAAUGCCGGGAUUUUUACCAUGGAAGAGCUCAAUAAAGCAACCAACAACUUUGAUGAGAGCGGAAUACUUGGCCAAGGAGGGUAUGGUACGGUUUUUAAAGGAACCUUAUCAAAUGGCAAAGUAGUGGCAAUUAAGAAAUCCAAAAUAAUGGAUAAAAGCCAAAUUAUACAAUUUAUCAAUGAGGUUGAUAUCCUUUCUCAAAUCAACCAUAGAAAUGUGAUGAAGCUCUUGGGUUGUUGUCUAGAAAUGAAGGUUCCAUUGUUGGUGUAUGAGUUCAUCUCUAACGGAACCCUCUUCCAACAUAUUCAUAAUGAGAAUCAGGCAAUGUCUCUUUCAUGGGGAAAUCAUUUAAGAAUUGCUGCUGAAACAGCUGGAGCACUGGGGUAUUUGCACUCUGCUCAUUCAAUACCCAUCCUCCAUAGAGAUGUCAAUUCUUCCAAUAUACUUCUAAAUGAUAAUUACAUGGCUAAAGUAUCUGAUUUUGGAGCUUCAAGACUUGCUCCUUUGGAUCAAACUCAAGCAAUGACAUUAGUUCAAGGGACCUUAGGUUACUUGGACCCAAAAUGCUUUAUUAUAGGUCAACUAACUGAUAAGAGUGACGUUUAUAGCUUUGGUGUUGUCCUUUCUGGGCUUUUGACUGGGAAAAAGCCAAUACUAUCAGAAGGAUCCGAGGAGUGUAAAAGCCUUGCAAUGCAUUUUGUUUCUUCAUUGAAAGAUGACAAUCUUUUUCAGAUUCUCUUUUUUUUUAUGAGGAUAAAGAAGCACUAA
This is a messenger RNA of Macadamia integrifolia, 951 nucleotides long. Its product is annotated as putative wall-associated receptor kinase-like 11. Gene Ontology annotation, molecular function: ATP binding; protein serine/threonine kinase activity. The coding region runs from base 1 to 951 and encodes 316 amino acids. The record is from RefSeq and is a predicted model, not a curated record. Gene Ontology annotation, biological process: cell surface receptor signaling pathway; protein phosphorylation. The transcript is spliced from 2 exons. NCBI's taxonomy places the organism in Eukaryota, Viridiplantae, Streptophyta, Magnoliopsida, Proteales, Proteaceae. Gene Ontology annotation, cellular component: plasma membrane.